Messenger RNA from Postia placenta MAD-698-R-SB12, 1190 nucleotides. RefSeq lists its product as hypothetical. Bases 84 to 950 code for a protein of 288 amino acids. Gene Ontology annotation, cellular component: nucleus. Gene Ontology annotation, molecular function: RNA polymerase II transcription regulatory region sequence-specific DNA binding; DNA-binding transcription factor activity, RNA polymerase II-specific; zinc ion binding. Gene Ontology annotation, biological process: cellular response to starvation; regulation of DNA-templated transcription. The record is from RefSeq and is a predicted model, not a curated record. The transcript has 2 exons. Lineage: Eukaryota; Fungi; Basidiomycota; Agaricomycetes; Polyporales; Adustoporiaceae.
GCUCGCUACCUGCUUCUCUACUAUCUGCCCGUCCACAUUUCCCUUUUGUUCUGCCCCCCUCACCCCCUAUCUCAGCUAUAGCGAUGGUCGAUAACAAUCCCGACGCCGAAGGUCGACAGAGCCCAAACUCCUCCCAGGAUUCGGUGCAGCCUCAGAUGACCAUGCAUCCCGUUACGUACUCCAGCAUGCCCAUGCACAUGUACCCGUUCCCGCCCGGUAGCAUGCCUAGCCAACCGGCGCGUACGAAGCGCAGGCAGGUCAAGAAUGCGUGUACUAACUGCCAGAAGGCGUGCAAGAAGUGUGACGACGCACGCCCAUGUCUGCGCUGCGUCAAGUACGGUAUCGCCGAAGAAUGCAUCGACUCGCAGAGGAAGGAGCGCCAGAAGGGGAUCAAGCGUGGUCCUUACAAGAAGCGCGAUGGAAAGGCCAGCGGUUCAGAGCAGCUCGACAAUAGCAGCCCGCAGCCGGGCGCGAUGAUGCCGCCCCCCGUCGCCCAGCCCAGCGCUCCCUCGCCGAUCCCCUACAUCACGCCGUACCCGCCCUUUUUCGGCCAGUACGCCCCGACACACAUGCCGAAGGCUGGCGAGGCCCCCGUCUACGUGCCGCAGCUCUUCUACGCGCCGAUGCCGGCUCCGCAGCCGAUGCCGCCCCCGGGACACGUCGGACAAGACGGCGAGCCUGCCCCAGCGUAUGCGCCACCGUCGUUCUACCCCGUGUAUCCGGCGCCGUACCCUCCGCAGGCGUAUGCGGGAGCGUACAUGAUGCACGCGCCGCGUCCUGAUGGGGCGAUGCAUCAUCAUCCCCACCACUACGCGCCGUACCCGCAGAUGUAUCCGAAGCCGCCCUCGCGCAACUCCGAAGUUGCGGGGCAGGUCGCGGACGGCAGGAGGGAUCCGCGUCUCGAGCCCGGCAGGGUGAUUGACGGCGGUCAUGGUCAUCAUGGCAAGUAGUGCCAAGGAAGGAAGCUUGUCAUCUCGACACGGACCCGGUGGAUUUAUUGGUACUAUAUCUCUGAUGGUCUUGGCAGCGGUUCUGUGAAUGUGCUGGUGCUUGUAUAUCUUGUUCUCAUAUAUGCUAUCUAUCUCCUGCUUGUGUACGUGCUGCUUUCGUUGCUCGUUCCUGUUCUGCCCGAGGAUGUAGUAUAUAUCUAUUGUUUGUGCUGUACAAUAUACUGGCGUGGUUGAUCUUGG